Molecule: messenger RNA, 678 nt
Organism: Sungouiella intermedia
Lineage: Eukaryota; Fungi; Ascomycota; Pichiomycetes; Serinales; Metschnikowiaceae
Source: the annotation of a GenBank genome assembly
AUGCUUCUUGUGGAUGUUGUGACGGCGUACGUGCGACGCUUCGAUGCCCAUUUUGUUCAGAUCAUGUCCUCUCAUUGGUUUACCAAUGAUUUGAUCCAAAAUCCCGUAUCUCUGGUAAUUUCGGAGUUUCUCUUUGUCCUAUUCGUUUGUCUACUCACAUACGAGUCGAUAUACUGGACGGGCAUCUACUUGGGCUUGUGGGAAUACCACGCCAGAGAAAUCUUCACCGAGGUGCCAGUCCAUUGUGCUCAUGUCUAUGUUCGCAUUAACUUUGCUCGCAAGGCGGACCUUGAUAAGGUCAAACAGUACUAUAAGUUAAAGCAUGACUCCACAUACAACAUCUUAAACUGGAAACGACUCAAUGAAUUGGGCCAGGAUACUUUCGGGCUCCAGAAGUUCGUCAAGUACCACUUCGAAUUCAGUCCAGAGGACUUCGAGAACAAUCCCGAGCCUGAAUUCGGCUCCACAAUCGAGCACUUGAGAGAGAAGAUUCUCGACACCAUUCACGAGUCGUCAGUGUAUUCAGAAUUCAAGAAGGACAAACAAAUCUUCUCCAAGGAGGAUGUCUUUCUUCUCAAUAAUAAAACCAUUGAAGUGGGCCACGAAAGCGACAAGGUGUACUUGAGCAAGAUCCACAUAGAAACAGGUAAUGUCAUCGAUGCCGUUGUUGUUUACUAG